GAACUUCACCGCCAACUUGAACCUGUGAGAGCCACUGUCGACGGGAGACUCGAGACUUUGAUAGGGGCAUAUACAGCACUCGCGCUCGUGCAAUCACCAUCAGCAACUAGCGACCGAGAACCAGAAUGCAGAAGGCAGCAAUGGCGAGCAUCACCGCACCCCGGCACACCAUCCACACCAUCCACGGCUCCCUCGCCGGCAAGCCGCUCCUCUGGGACGCCCCCUUAUCCGGCCUACCCCACCACAAGCCCAACCACCCACCGCGCUCGAGCACCAGCGCGCCCCCGCGCAUAUCCGUCUCCUUCCCCACAUCUCCCUUCUCUCCGUCCGAGUCCGAGGCGGAAGCGCUCUCGUGGAAAGUCGUCCGCCGGCCCACGAAAGCCCGGCGCGCGCCCCCGCCCCCGCCCGCGUCGGUGAAGGCGAAGGCGGACAUGGACGCGGCGCUCGACCCGUUCGCGGACGAGAUGACCGAGUACGUCACGCUCGACGCGCCGAUCGAGAUCCACAUCCACCCGGCGCCGUCCAUACCCCCCGCCCCCUCCCCCUCUCCGUCUCCACCCUCGCAUUCGCUUCCCUCGCCGAGCUUUAGCGCUCCCUCACCCUCGCCGCUGUACCAGCCGCCGGGCCUCGCGUGCCCCCCGCCGGACCCCGCGAAGGAGCACGCCGCGCGCCUCAAGUUCGUCGCGGGCAUGCUAAUGUACCGCGUGCACUGCCAUGUGCGCCCGCUGAGGAGGUGGCCCGGGGAGAGGCAGCGGGGGUACGUGCGGAGCGGGCUGUCGAGGGUCGUGGCAGUUGGGGAGUGAGGGUAAGGCAGGGAGGAGAGGGGGAAUUGUAUGUUCUUGAUUAAUGAAUGGGUAAUGGGAGAGAGGGGUGUACUCGUAUACGUAUACUUAUCCAUCGUGUAUUCUACGGCAGCAAUCCAUCGCGCAUCACAUCACAUCUCCUACGCCGCAUGUCGUCCGUCUCCCGGCCUGGGGUUGUACACGGUACGUUCCCCUCCCCUCCGCAGCCGCCGUUUACAGGACUCGCAUAUAUGAUACCGAUCUCGUACGUCCCUUGCUCAUCGGUACUCACCGGUCCUCACACAUGCGACCCCACCUGC
Messenger RNA from Gloeophyllum trabeum ATCC 11539, 1102 nucleotides. RefSeq lists its product as uncharacterized. The coding region runs from base 126 to 803 and encodes 225 amino acids. The transcript has a single exon. The record is from RefSeq and is a predicted model, not a curated record. Lineage: Eukaryota; Fungi; Basidiomycota; Agaricomycetes; Gloeophyllales; Gloeophyllaceae.